Messenger RNA from Aspergillus brunneoviolaceus CBS 621.78, 1038 nucleotides. RefSeq names its product putative short-chain dehydrogenase/reductase family protein. NCBI's taxonomy places the organism in Eukaryota, Fungi, Ascomycota, Eurotiomycetes, Eurotiales, Aspergillaceae. The transcript has a single exon. The record is from RefSeq and is a predicted model, not a curated record. The coding region runs from base 1 to 1038 and encodes 345 amino acids.
AUGUCUGCCGAACUUGAAAAAGAUCUCUUUUGGGAGAGUAGCAUCUUCGGCAUCCUCUACAAGCAGCUCUUCGUCCACCCAAAACCACUCCCCAUCAAAGUGUCACUCAGCGGGAAUACGGCCGUUAUCACCGGUUCUAAUAGCGGAAUCGGCUUUGAAGCAUGCAGACAACUUCUGCAGAUUGGCUUGUCGCGUCUAAUUGUGGCCGUGCGCUCACAGGCAUCUGGAGACACCGCCGCCAAAAAGCUGCGCAUGGAAUUUCCCGAUGUCGAUAUAAAAGUUUGGUUGCUGGAUAUGGCAGAGUAUGACUCCAUUGUUGCCUUUGUCAGACAGUGCCGGAGCCUAGAUCGCAUCGACUACAUUAUCCUAAACGCCGCCAUGCAGAGCAGCACAUUCAGGAGGCAUACUACGACGGGUCACGAACUGGUCUUCCAGAUCGACUACAUCUCCACCGUCCUUCUAUGUGUGCUACUUGCAUUAAUGUUGAAGGACAGGGUUCAUGCGGGAACAAUCACCAAACCGCCUGUUCUUACCAUCGUUGGGUCCGACACCAUGUACCUCAGCACCUUUUCAGCGGCUGAACCUGUUUUUCCCCGUAUGGACAAUCCGACGGGUUACAGUCGAAUGAAGCAGUACAUGGAUUCAAAGUUGCUGCUUAUGGUGUUUAUCCGCAGGCUGGCUCAACAGAUCAACCCUGACGAUGUGAUUAUCAACGUCUGUAACCCAGGUAUGGUCGCUGGAACGGGUCUAGGAAGAAACGGAAGCCCCAAUCCCGGUUUCGUGGAGAAAUAUGCGAUUCCUCUUUUUGCCAGGGCUUUGGGACGUAAGGUCCAGUCUGGGGCAAGCGUUUAUAUCCAUGCACUUUUAGGUGAGGGCAAGAGAGGUCAUGGUAGUUUCAUCAGUGACUGGACCAUCAAGCCAUACGCUCGGUUGCUAUAUGCUAAGGAGGGUCAAGUCUUGAGCGAGCGUCUGUGGCAUGAGACGAUGGAAGAGCUUAAAUUUGCGUCAGAUCAUGGUAUUGAGAAGCUGUUUGUGUAG